Molecule: messenger RNA, 3078 nt
Organism: Gopherus flavomarginatus (Mexican gopher tortoise)
Lineage: Eukaryota; Metazoa; Chordata; Testudines; Testudinidae
Gene: BDH1
Product: 3-hydroxybutyrate dehydrogenase 1
Exons: 7
Coding region: 126-1160 (344 amino acids)
Molecular function (GO): oxidoreductase activity
Source: RefSeq, a predicted model, not a curated record
GCAGCCCAUUGCAGCCGCGGGAAGCGAGUUACACAUUAGCCGGCGCCGGGCGAGCGUCCCAGACACGCGGCUCCUGCAGAGCUAAAGGGAAAAGAGCUUGCUGUUGGUACAGUUUGUGGAUUGCAAUGAUGCUGGCUACCAGGUUUUCCCGGCCUCUGUCACUUUUCUCUGUGAAAACUCAGAAUUUCAGGGACAUUGGAAAUGGUCUCAGGCCUGUGCAAGGAUUUUGCUUUCCUUUCUUGACUUCAAGUGGCAGACGUUCGUAUGCAAGUGAAAUAGAUCAGAUUGGCAGCAAAGCUGUGCUCAUUACUGGCUGUGACUCAGGAUUUGGGUUCUCUUUAGCCAAACAUCUGCACUCCAAAGGCUUCAUUGUCUUUGCUGGCUGCCUGUUUAAGGACCAAGGAGCAGCAGGUUCUCAAGAGCUGGACAAUAUGAAGAGUGAGCGAAUGAGAACUAUCCAGCUCAAUGUCUGCAACAGCCAAGAGAUUGAGCAAGCGGUGGAGCAUAUAGGCGCCAGUUUGAAGGACCCCCAGAAAGGGCUUUGGGGGCUGGUUAAUAAUGCCGGGAUCUCCACGUUCGGAGAAGUAGAGUUCACCAGCAUGGAGACCUACAAGGAGGUAGCUGAAGUGAAUCUGUGGGGGACAAUCCGAACUACCAAGGCUUUCCUCCCUCUGAUCCGGAGGGCCAAAGGUCGUGUGGUGAACAUCAGCAGCAUGAUGGGUCGGAUGGGCAGCCCUGCUCGAUCGUCGUACUGCAUCACUAAGUUUGGGGUGGAAGCCUUCUCCGAUUGCCUGCGGUACGAGAUGCACCCCCAAGGAGUGAAGAUCUGUGUGGUGGAACCUGGGAACUUCAUAGGGGCCACCAACCUGUACACCCCGGAGCGAAUUAAAGCCAUAGCAGAGAAGAUGUGGAAGGAGCUUCCGGAGACUGUGCGCAAAGACUAUGGCAGGAAGUACUUGGAUGAGCAAAUCACCAAGAUGGAGAGUUACUGCAGCGGUGGUUCACCAGACACCUCGCCAGUCAUCAACAGCAUCACCCAUGCACUGAUGUCGUCCUCCCCCUACGCCCGCUACCACCCCAUGGAUUACUACUGGUGGCUGCGCGUGCAGAUCAUGACGCACUUGCCUGCUGCUAUUGCGGAUCGGAUCUACAUUUACUGAGGCGUCUCGUCACUAGGCUGCCAAGGUGGGAGGUUAAUUUCAAAGGGCAUGUUGUACAAAUUUCCCAUUAGUCACUUUUGUAUUUUUUUAGCUGAUUUCAAGGUACCAAAAUUUAGAUCUAAAAGGUUAAUUUAAACAUUUGAAUGUAAUUUAAAAGGCAGUAAUUGUUGCAUGGGACCUUUCGUAGGCAGGAAUGUGUUAUGUAUAUUGUAGGGACCCAGCUCUGUACUAUUUAUUUCAAAUAUUCCUUUUUCUUUUCCAAAAUCAGAUGCCAAGUUACACUCCUCAUUGAAUUUACAAUUGCUCUGAAGGGAUUUUCAGUCUAGUUGCAGCUGACCAAGUUACACCAGCUUUGACAACUCCUAUAAGAGGCAGCCUUCACACCAUAGGCCGCAGGCCCUCCUGCUGCAAUGGCAUAUUGCUGCAGACUGUUGGCUAAGGGCUGCAAAGGUUGUUACGGGGACUGGCCAUAAUAGCACAACUUACUGCUGGUUUCUUUAAUGCAGGGAUCCCAUCCUAUAGCACUGAAAUGAGCAGCUGAUCCUGUUCUUUAAUCAUUACAUUUAUGAAGAUGGAAACUGGGUCAAACGGAGCCAUUCAGUCUCUUUCUCCCGUACACUUCCUUUCCAAGGAGUUCGAUAGAUCAUGCGCCCAGCCCUGAAGCCCUUGCUCCCAGCUGUUCUUUCCUCACAUGACUAUUCCAUUGAAGCCAAUGAGCGUGAGAAGCAUUGCAUAGGCGAGUAAGGCUGCAGGAUCAGCCCAUGUUAGUAUUUCUCAUUUCUUCAGCAGUAGCUGAACACUGUGACUUCAAAGUAAAAAGCUUUGAAGUAUGUUUAAUUGCACUAGUGUUGAUAUAAUGUAGUGCAGCAGCAGCACUGACCCAUUUCCAUAUGAGAACCAGUUCCUGUAUUUUGCGAGGAUCAUUCAGAACCAACAGUUAAAUUCACUGUGACGAUGAACGUCAUUUUUUCACUUGGGACCUCAGAGUUGCAUCACCUUUUUAGCACGGAUUGAACAGUGCCUUGCACAAUGGGGCUCUGAUCUGAUUGGGGCUUCUAGGCCUAAUGCAAUACAAACAGUACAUAACAGGAGUAAUAAUUUACACUGAAGGAGUCGUGGAGUUGAAACAUUUGUCUAGCUAAUGUAGUUUGGAUAUGAUCUUUAGUAGAAAAUCAAUUAAAAAAAGGAAUAAACUUUAAGGGCAAUCUAAUAUCCAUGAUGGUUAUGAUGUUUACAUGACUUAGAAAUAAGGCUACAAUUUUGUCACAGUGGUCACAGAAAUUGUGAAUUUGAAUAAAGUCCAUGAAAUCUUGGAAAUGGCUGUAAAAACACAGUUGACUAGGCCUCCAAACUGAGUGGCAUUGCAACCUAAUCCACGGUGUGACGCUCGGGUUUGGUCCACUGAUCCCUCUGUCUCCAUCUACAAAAGUGCAGAAGAGCCAAACCUCAGUGGCACUGAGACCCCGUGUGCUGGGUCACAAUGCCUGCAGUAGGGAGCCAAGCCUUGCCUCGCAGGACAGGAGCCACUGCUGUGGGGCGAGUGUGAGAUGGGCUCGAUCUCCCAUGCCUCCUUUUCUGUGACUUAUAGAUUUUUUCUCCACACUCCUGUCAUGAAAUGUACUAAAAAAAUUGCCAAAAUUGCAGCCUUACUUAGAAACAUUUUGUACUGUAAAAAAACCCACAAAAACACAUCCAUAAAAAUCAACACCAGCAACAAAAAAGCCUUUCACAGAGGAAUGCUGAGUGUUACAUUUUUGAAGCGUGGGAGGUGAGCAAAAAUGUAACUGCGAGUUAAUUUUGUUAGACAAAAUGGAGAGAGAGGAUUUGUUGCGCUGUUGUAAGUACUGUAGCAAGUGGAAAAAGGAAGUGAUUAAAAUAUCCUUGGGCUUGAUUAACAUUAAAACUAAUGGUGAUAGAG